CUAACAGGGGGUGUGUCUUAGUAAUACGGGAAUAUUUUCUUUUCUUCAAGGAAAUUACACCAUAUCUGUUGAGAAUGAAGAGCUGACAACGUAGCCAACGCCAUUAACCAACUCUGUUUUUCUCAACCUUCUCACUACAUUGUAGCUGUUAUUAACAAACGCAGAAAAUCCCCUAAAACCUCUCUCAAUCUUCCAUCCAAAACAUUAGCACCUUCCAAUUUGUUCAAAUCCAUAUACAUAAGGAGGAGCUCUAGCCCUGUUCCGUUCAAGCAGCUAGAACAUCUCAGACUCAGAGGCAAAAGCAAAGCAGGUCUUGGUGUCUCAACAAGCCUGCUUUUCAGCCCUUCCUCGUCAUAAGCAAAAAUGGCUCUUCCCGUACUCUUCCUUCUUUUGCUCUCCAUUUCCUUCACCGAAUCGAAGCUCACUGUUGACUACUACAAGAAUACAUGCCCCGAAUUUCAGAGAAUCGUCCGGGAGACGGUGACCCUGAAGCAAUCUGCGCAACCCACCACAGCAGCAGGCACUCUCCGUGUCUUCUUCCAUGACUGCAUGGUGGAGGGCUGUGAUGCAUCAAUACUAAUUGCCUCAAACCAUUUCAAUGUGGCGGAGCGCGACGCUGAGAUAAACCACUCCCUAUCUGCAGAUGCCUUUGACCUUGUGACCCGUGCCAAGACAGCCCUUGAGCUCACCUGCCCCGGCAUUGUGUCAUGUGCUGACAUUCUCGCAGAAGCAGCACGAGACCUUGUGACAAUGGCGGGUGGUCCAUACUACAAAGUGCGCUUGGGACGCAAAGAUGGUUUUGUUUCCAAAGCUUCAAGGGUGGAGGGGAAUCUAGCCAGAGCCAACCAAACUAUGGAUUCCAUCAUCAACCUCUUCGCUGCUAAAGGGUUUACAGUCGAAGAAAUGGUUGCUUUAACCGGUGCACACACAAUUGGGUUCUCUCACUGCAAGGAAUUCACAGACCGGCUUUUCCAUUACAGCAAAACCACCCCAACAGACCCAGAGCUCCACCCAAAGUUGGCCGAAGGAUUGAAGAGGACUUGUGCCAAUUACACAACAGACACAACCAUGUCUGCCUUCAACGAUGUGAUCACACCAGGCAAGUUUGAUAACGUCUACUAUCAAAAUCUUAAGAGGGGGCUGGGGCUCUUGUCUUCAGACCAUGCUCUGGUUAAGGACCCAAGAACAAGGCCUUUGGUUGAGCUGUACUCUACAAACCAGGCUGCAUUCUUCAAAGCUUUUGCUCGUGCCAUGGAGAAGGUUAGUAUUCAUGAAAUCAAGACCGGGCGUAAGGGAGAGGUGAGGCACAGGUGUGAUGCGUUUAACUCCAUUAGCGCUUAGAAAAGGAAGCAGAAGAAGAGGAUUUU
Rosa rugosa (rugosa rose) is the source of this 1367-nucleotide messenger RNA. Its product is annotated as peroxidase 41-like. Bases 364 to 1341 code for a protein of 325 amino acids. Gene Ontology annotation, molecular function: peroxidase activity; heme binding. NCBI's taxonomy places the organism in Eukaryota, Viridiplantae, Streptophyta, Magnoliopsida, Rosales, Rosaceae. Gene Ontology annotation, biological process: hydrogen peroxide catabolic process; response to oxidative stress. The record is from RefSeq and is a predicted model, not a curated record. The transcript has a single exon.